UUGAUCGGUGACGCCAGCUCUACACACAGCUUGCCAACUAUGUCUGGGAAGCAUACUGAUCUACCAACUAUAGAUCCGUCAACAAUGUCCAGUCUUUUCGACAGUUCUUCAAAUUUUACCAUUAUUGAUUGUCGUUAUCCAUACGAAUAUCAAGGCGGUCACAUUCAAGGUGCUAUAAACACCUACACUGAGCAAAGAAUCCAAACGUUCAUGGAAAGCCGUCUUCAUUCCACAAAGAACGAUAUUUUGAUAUUCCACAGUGAAUUUUCGUUACACAGAGGACCUAAUCUAAUGAGGUUUCUUCGAAGUAUGGAUCGCAAACAAAAUAGCCACAGAUAUCCAGAGCUUAACUUUCCCGAAAUUUAUCUUUUAGACGGAGGAUACAAAGCAUUUUAUCAA
Molecule: messenger RNA, 399 nt
Organism: Lottia gigantea (owl limpet)
Lineage: Eukaryota; Metazoa; Mollusca; Gastropoda; Lottiidae
Exons: 2
Biological process (GO): positive regulation of G2/MI transition of meiotic cell cycle; positive regulation of G2/M transition of mitotic cell cycle; protein dephosphorylation
Cellular component (GO): nucleus; cytoplasm
Molecular function (GO): protein tyrosine phosphatase activity
Source: RefSeq, a predicted model, not a curated record